ACUGGUUAUGUUAAUCUCAGUGGCCACUCCUCACGGAAACCCAUUUCACUCAACUUAUUCUGGGAGAGGGGCUGGUGUUUCCUUUCAGAAAACAACAGUCAGAGGAGGAAACACUUCAACUGCUCAAGGUGAAAUGGACCAAAGACAAAACUCACAGGUGAAAAUGAAUCUGAUGAACUUUGGGACCAGACCAGGACAUUCUCAGCCCAAACCUCAGGAGAGGGAACAGUGGGGCAGCAAGAUUGAGUUCAUCCUGGCAGUGGCUGGCCACAUUGUUGGUCUGGGAAACGUCUGGAGGUUUCCAUACCUUUGCUACAAAAAUGGAGGAGGGGUUUUCUUCAUACCUUAUGUUUUGUUUUUGUUCACCUGUGGCAUCCCACUCUUCUUCCUGGAGACAUCUUUGGGCCAGUACACCAGUCAGGGUGGAAUAACAUGUUGGAGAAAAAUCUGCCCUCUUUUUGAAGGCUUAGGUUACGGAAGCCAAGUGGUUGUUUUGUACACUGGGGUGUAUUACAUCAUCAUCCUGGCUUGGACAUUUCUCUACCUGUUUUCAUCCUUCAGGUCUGAGCUUCCAUGGGCAAGCUGUCACAACAGCUGGAACACAGAUGCCUGUUUUGAGCAUGGUCACAAUCAAACAUCCCCUCUACACCUGUAUGAAAAUAGCACAUCUUCAGUUGUAGAGUUUUGGGAGAGGAGAAUCUUGGGUCUGUCCACUGGAAUUGAGAAAAUUGGCAAUGUUCGUUGGGACCUAGCCCUUUGCCUACUUCUUGCCUGGAUAUUGUGUUACUUCUGUGUCUGGAAUGGAGUGAAGUCCACAGGAAAGGUGGUCUACUUCACUGCCACAUUUCCGUAUGUAAUGCUGGUGGUGCUGCUUUUUCGUGGUCUUACAUUACCGGGGGCCAAAGACGGAAUCAUGUUCUACCUCUACCCAGACCCAUCUCGCCUCAUUGAUCCAGAGGUAUGGAUGGAUGCUGGCAGCCAAAUCUUCUACUCCUAUGGAGUUUGCACAGGUGUUCUGACAUCUUUAGGAAGUUACAACAAGUACAGCAACAACUGCUACAGAGACUGUGUUUACCUGUGCAUGUUAAACAGUUUAACCAGCUUUGUAGCCGGCUUCGCCAUCUUUUCUGUGCUUGGUUUUAUGGCAAAGGAGCAAGGUGUGGAUAUAUCAAUGGUGGCUGAAUCAGGUCCAGGGUUGGCAUUCAUUGCUUAUCCUCGUGCUGUGGCUCUAAUGCCACUUCCCCAGCUCUGGGCUAUUUUUUUCUUCAUUAUGAUCAUCUUCUUAGGAUUAGAUAGUGAGUUUGUAUAUCAAGAGGCACUGGUCACAACCAUCUCCGACAUGUAUCCUGACUUCUUUCAAGACAACAGCCGCCGUAAGCUCCUUCUUCUUGCCAUUUCUGUUGGAAGUUUCUUUGUUGGCCUUCUGAUGGUCACAGAGGGAGGCCUUUAUAUUUUCCAGCUGUUUGACUAUUAUGCCUGCAGUGGGAUGACACUCCUGUUUUUUGCUAUCCUUCAGUCUGUCUGUAUUGGAUGGGUCUAUGGUGCAGAUCGUCAGUAUGACAAUAUAAAGGACAUGAUUGGAUAUCGACCGUGGCCUUUCAUGAAAUAUUGUUGGCAGUACUUCACACCAGCUAUCUGCACUUGCACACUUCUUUUCUCCUUGGUCAAAUAUACCCCGCUAAAAUUCAACAACACAUAUGAAUAUCCCUGGUGGGGCUACACCAUUGGAGGCUUCUUUACUCUCUCUUCAACACUCAUGGUUCCUCUGUGGAUGUUGUAUGCUGUGAAUGUCACUCCAGGAACACUGAGACAGAGACUGAAAGUUCUGUCCACUCCAGCAAAAGACUUACCUACUGCAACAUUAAUGAAGACAUCAAAUACAGAUGCAUUUCGGACUUUCACAAGCUUGAACACACUGCGCACGACCGAAUGUCCUGAUGACAGAAGUGACAGAGCUCAGAGAUAAACCGUGAGCACCAUAACUGUGAGGAGAGCAGAUACUUUUACUUUGCCAAAAAAAUAAAUAAAAUAUGGGCAACAUUGACAAAUAGUCAGUAUAUUACAGUGAUUGUAGCAUCUGUUAUCAAUAAGGUGAUCUGAUCCUCCAGGUUGUGAAUGUAGAUAUAAUAAUUCAUACAGUCUUAGUUCUCGUGUGUUCCAGCUGGCAGUAUAUUUCUGAUAACAAUUCAUGUUACAGAAGCUUUUGGAAAUCACACUGUAAGAUUUAUUUUUUAAAGAAUGCUUAUUAAAUAAUUACAGGGUGCAUUAUUAUUGUUACUGGGGAAUAUAACAAGAGGUCUGGGAGAAGGGGUUUUCUAAGGAAUUAUGCCACAAAAAUAGUUUUGGGAAUGUUUUAAGGAAGGAAAGAUAUUAUAUUAUUAUAAUACGUUAUACACAGUAUCUCUUGCACAUUUUGGAUGGCAGUAUAUAAAACAUUGUAUUUCCAGUAGGUGUUUUAUUAUUAAUUACUGAAAUCCUAUUAAAAAAUUAUAGGGUAUGAUAAUAUUUUUAUUGGGUAACAAACAUGAGAUACAUGAAACCUUGUUAACAAUACCAACAAUAUUAACAAUAACGGCAAUAUUCUAAAGACGUAUUGGUAUUCAUUUUUAAAUGAUGCUAAAAUUAGAUACAGAGCUUACUAUAGGGUUCCCUGUAGGUAUAGGGAACUAUAGGGUUCAUUACUAUAGUUAUACAGGAAGAAGCAAGAAGCCUGAGAAAAAAGGGGGCAUUAUAAUGAAUUUAGCUAUAAAAAUUGCUCUGUUUAUGUAAAAUAGUGACAUACUUACUAAAAAUUUAUAGGAAAAAUAGGUAUAUAGGCUAAAAUAGGUAAUGAGGUUUAGAGAUAAAGAAGGUUAUUAGGCAUGUACAGCACUUUACAAUGCACCUGUGCAAUUUAGUGAGUGUCAGAAGUAUAACAGACCACACCUGUGUGCCUUCAACACCUGAAACUGAGGGAAAACUAUGCAGGCUGUAAUUCAACACAUUGCAUUUUCAGAGCCUUUUUCAUUUUAAUUACAGUAGUGUAAAUACACAACAUGUGGGCUGCAAUUUAAAACUUAUUGUGUAUUUCUGUGUAUGUGGAUCACUGUCAUCACUCAAAGUACAAGCUUUCAUCACAAAAUUCACGAAACAAAAUUCAGUUACAUACAGAUAAAAAUGAACACAGAACAAGUAAUAAGUACAUUGUAAUGCAUUACUUUCCACUGAUUUUCUUCAGUCACUAUAAAACACAAUUAUUCUCACACUGUACAUCAGUGGUGAAAAUAACCCUAUAACCUCAGAGAAAUGUGGUAGUCAAGGCUCACUGCUAACAACACACCCAGAAUUAAACACUCCCUACCACGCACUAAUUAUGGAAGUACCACCACCAUCAGAUGACAGCUCAUUUCUGGGGGAAUGUUAUUGUUUUUGUGAUAAUUUUCUGACACUAUUGCCUCCCAUUUCCCCCAGUUUCAGGUGUUAGAAUGGAGAAAGUCCAAGAUGUCAUAUGUUGCAUUAUAUAUUGUCAAAUGCAGAAGCUAGACUCUUUCAUAAACUAUGAAAACAGAGCAAAUGACCUUUUAACGUCCUUAAACCGGCUGCCAGUGUGUUUUAGAAUUGAUUUACCCAUUAUGUUUAAAUCACUACACGGCCUGGCCCCAGAUUAUCUCUCAACCUGCACCCGGUGUGAGGUCCUCCGGCAGAAACCUGUUGGCUGUUUUCAUAGCUUCGUUCAAACCACUAGGGGACCGAGCAUUUGCUGUGAGGGCACCUCAAUAAUGACCUGUGUGAUGAACCCAGACUUGUAUAGUGAUAUUGACCCAGUCAAUAUCUUCUCUGAGCUUCUGAAAACCCCCUUUUGUCAAAUGGCUUUCUUAUGAUUUUAUUUUAACUUGCUAACAUGUGUGUGUGACUUUAUUAUUAUUUCAUUAUCUUUAUUUUAUGGAGUAAACAUGUAGAUUGGCUCCUUUAUUGUUUAUGAAUAUCCACUGUGACAUUUUAACAUCAGACGGACACCUGAUUUUCUGUUCAGCUGUUACCUGUAGGUCUACUUACCUAAUAACUAAGCAUCUUCUUUUUCCCUAUCUUCCUAUCCCAAAACUACAUUUAUACAUUACAUUAUACCCCAGUAUUUUUAGUAAGUAGCCUUGUUUUUUUUUUAAACUUUCCCCCACACCUCCUGUUCUUUUCCCCCAUACCCCAGGCGCUCCAUAUUUCAAAACAUCUUACAGUGUAAUUUGCCUAAAACCAUUUUUCCAAAUGUACCCUGGCGGUUUUUGUAAAGUAUAUUGUAAUUUUCAAAUAAAUUAUAUCACAACUAA
This is a messenger RNA of Siniperca chuatsi (mandarin fish), 4301 nucleotides long. RefSeq names its product sodium- and chloride-dependent GABA transporter 2-like. The record is from RefSeq and is a predicted model, not a curated record. Lineage: Eukaryota; Metazoa; Chordata; Actinopteri; Centrarchiformes; Sinipercidae. Gene Ontology annotation, biological process: sodium ion transmembrane transport. The transcript has 15 exons. Gene Ontology annotation, cellular component: membrane. The coding region runs from base 8 to 1966 and encodes 652 amino acids.